This is a messenger RNA of Setaria italica (foxtail millet), 676 nucleotides long. RefSeq names its product heavy metal-associated isoprenylated plant protein 16. NCBI's taxonomy places the organism in Eukaryota, Viridiplantae, Streptophyta, Magnoliopsida, Poales, Poaceae. The record is from RefSeq and is a predicted model, not a curated record. The coding region runs from base 150 to 479 and encodes 109 amino acids. The transcript has 3 exons.
ACACAAGACAAAGAGGCAGCUGUUGGUUUCGUUGCAGCAGAGUGCCUAGCCAUCCAGCAAAACCAUCAGCCGCCGCGUCGACCUCGGCGUCCGGCGAUACUUUCGCCGAUCCCGUCCCUCCCUCAGGGCCUCAGCGGCGGGGGCACGCCAUGACGAAGCAAAAGAUCGUGAUCAGGGUGAGCCAGCUGGCGAGCGAGAAGACACGGUCCAAGGCCAUGGCGCUGGUCGCCAAAGCGGACGGGGUGAGCUCGAUGGGGGUCACCGGCGACGGCAAGGACCAGCUGGAGGUGGUCGGCGACGGCGUCGACACCGUCUGCCUGGUCCAGUGCCUGCGCAGGAAGAUCGGCCCCGCCGAGAUCCUCAAGGUGGAGGAGGUGAAGCCGGCCGAGAAGAAGCCGGAGGAGAAGAAGCCGGAGCCGCUGCCAUACUGGUGGUACCACAAUUACUACCACUACCACCCGCCGCCGCCGUGCUGGUGAGGUGGUGGUGAGCCGGUGACAAGCCGUUCAGGGAAGCGGCCGUUUCGGAUGGAGUAGUAGUUGGAAUUCAGCUCAUGCUUGCUCUAUAUUUGUAUUCGGGCUGUUCUGUAUUUCAAUGGAAAAAAAAAGGCAAAGCUGUUCAUCCAUGGUUGCUCUGCUUUUAGCUUUUUUUUUUAAGGGAAGAUCUGCUUUUAGCU